Molecule: messenger RNA, 645 nt
Organism: Carassius auratus (goldfish)
Lineage: Eukaryota; Metazoa; Chordata; Actinopteri; Cypriniformes; Cyprinidae
Exons: 4
Coding region: 119-577 (152 amino acids)
Source: RefSeq, a predicted model, not a curated record
UCCUGGUGUGUCAGUAGAGCUGCUGUCUGUCUGUCAGUGAAGACGCUGUGUGAGACUCGAUCUGACACUCUUCUGCUGGGAUUGAGCUCUUCUCUUCUGGAGACUGGACUUUAGAGAAAUGAUGCUGAUCUUUGGACUGAUGCUGCUGCUGCAAACUGCUGCAUCUGCUAUUGGCUCAGUGAAUGUGUCAAUCAUCUGCUCCUCCAGUGGGGUGAUGAGGGUGUCCUGCUCCUCUGAGGGGGAUCAGCUCCUCUACAACUGGACUCUGAAUGGAGGUCCACUGAUGGAUGGAAACAACAGCAUUGAUCUGGAUGAGAGAACUGAUGGAGACAUCAGCUGCAGCGUGAAGAACCACGUCAGUCACGCACAGAAGACCAUUAGACUAGUCUGUCCAACUGUGUGUUCAGUGUCUGUGGUGUUUGUUCUGGUCUGGUGUCUUCAGCUGAUGGUUCUGUUCGGUCUGUUAGGAGCUUUUCACAUCUACAUGAGACACACGUCAGGAAAGAAAGAGGAAGAUGAUAAAGUGAGAAUGAGAAGAUUUAGAGAAGGACAUGAACACACAGCAGAAGAUUCAUGAGAGCAGCAGCAGAUCUUCACAUCUGUGAGAAAUGACUUCAGAAUCAGUCCAGCUUUCACCUGUCAACA